Messenger RNA from Tetrahymena thermophila SB210, 864 nucleotides. Its product is annotated as transmembrane protein, putative. Lineage: Eukaryota; Ciliophora; Oligohymenophorea; Hymenostomatida; Tetrahymenidae. The transcript is spliced from 7 exons. The record is from RefSeq and is a predicted model, not a curated record.
AUGAAUCACAUUUAAAAACAGUAUAUUUAUUUAUUUGCUAUUGGAUUCCUAAUAGUAAUAGUGGAAAGCUAAAUCAUAUAAGAAAUAGGAGAAUUUGUUAUUAUUGAAGAAUUGAAUUGUGUAUUUUACAGACUCAGACAACAAUAGAAUUAAUUUGUUUUUAAAUUUUUUGUUACAAAUGAUAAUUAUGAUGGAAAUGAUGGAUAAAAGUGGAUAGACUAGAAUUAAGAUUUACCAGUAGAAGAACCAAAAUAUUAUAUAGAUAAUAACUAGGUUUAUAUCAGUUUUUACAGAUAUAAUGGAUCAUAAUAAAUUUCUUUUGACUUAAGAGUUGAUUUUAAUCAAAUUAGAGAUGAUUUUGUAGGUGCAAAUUGCCCAGAUAUUGGUUGUAUGAAAAAAUUUGGCUAAUAUUGUUAUUACUUUUGUGGUAAUAGUUACAUGAUAUAAGAUACGGAUUGUUCAAAUCUUAAAUACUAAACUAAGACUGAAUAAAUGAAUUGUUUUAUGGGGAAUUAAGAUUAUAUCAACAUUUAAAAUCAUUUGGCAUAUAAAUCUUAUUUUAUUAAUCUCACUUCUGAAAGCAAUCGUUGUUUAUUUUAUUUAAUUGAUAAAUAGUUUGAUCUCUUUGCUUACCUUGAUAAUAGCAAUACAUAUAUAAUUUGCUAAUUAGAUGUUAACUCAAGUAAUUUUUAAUGUUUAAAAUAAAUAAGAACAAACGUAAAUAGUUCUGAUGGAAUAUUUGUUUCAAAAGUAGUAUAAUCUAACGGAGCUAAUAUAUUUGUAUACGCUAAAUUUGAUGACAAAACUUACACCUUCUACGACUUCAGCACUUUUACUGUUUUUAAUGAUUUUAAUUUUAUUUGA